CCUGCCGUCGGGGAAACAUUAACUUGCAGUGCUGCUGCCUUAGGCACAGCAGGUUGGAAACCACCUUGCAGAAAACAGUUUAAGUAGGCACAGGCGAUAAUGGAAAUUCCUGUGUUUACGGUUGAUGCAUUUACAAACCGGCCAUUUUCUGGAAAUCCAGCGGCAGUUUGUCUGCUUGAAAAUGACUUGGAUGAAGCUUUGCACCAAAAAAUUGCGACAGAAAUGAACCUUUCAGAAACUGCUUUCAUCAGAAAACUGCAUCCUGGAGAUGAUUUUACUAAAAGUUCCUGCUUUGGACUCAGGUGGUUCACCCCAGCCAGUGAAGUUCCUCUCUGUGGUCAUGCUACACUUGCAUCAGCUGCUGUGUUGUUUCACAUAAAAAAAAAUGCAAAUCCAGUUCUCACAUUUGUCACACUGAGUGGGGAAUUAAAAGCCAGACAAGUGGAAGAGCAUAUUGUUCUGGACUUGCCACUUUAUGUCACCUACCCACAGGUACUUCAGGAAGUAGAAGAGUUAAUAAAGGCAGCCGUUGGUGACAUGAUUGUUCAGGAUCUCCGUUAUUCUCCUGACACAAAGAAACUCUUAGUCCGCCUCAGUGAUGCUUAUGAAAGGUCUGUAUUGGAAGAACUGCAAGUGAGUGCACAACGCUUUUUGUCAGCUGAGAAGACAGGAAAGGUGAAAGGACUCAUACUCACUCUUAAGGGAAAAUCCAGUGGAAAACAGAAAGGCCAUGAUUUUUACUCCAGAUAUUUUUCACCAUGGUAUGGAGUUCUGGAAGACCCUGUUACAGGAUCUGCCCAUGCUGUUUUAAGCAGCUACUGGUCAGAGCAGCUGGGGAAGAAAGAAAUGCUUGCCUUUCAAUGUUCCCGCCGUGGAGGAGAGUUGAAGAUUUCAGUGCGCAGUGAUGGAAGAGUUGACAUUGCUGGGCAAAUUGCUAUUGUACUGAAAGGGAACCUGACCUUCUGA
Molecule: messenger RNA, 966 nt
Organism: Merops nubicus (carmine bee-eater)
Lineage: Eukaryota; Metazoa; Chordata; Aves; Coraciiformes; Meropidae
Gene: PBLD
Product: phenazine biosynthesis-like protein domain containing
Exons: 9
Coding region: 100-966 (288 amino acids)
Biological process (GO): biosynthetic process
Cellular component (GO): cytoplasm
Molecular function (GO): isomerase activity
Source: RefSeq, a predicted model, not a curated record